CGGAUCGACGAGGCAGAGUGGGAGACCAAUCACCAAUGGACUCGCCGUCAGCCGGCAUUGCCCCUAGCGUGGCGUUUCUUUAUUAGUCCCAACGCUCCAGCGCAUCAGAGCGAUUGACCUCCCUCUAUAAUUAUUUGAAAACUUUUUUUUAUAACGUCGACAUAAAUGACAAAAUCCAAUCCAAAAACCAGAGGGAUUCGGAAUUCCCUUGGUAAAUCGCAGGGAGAGAGGGAGAGAGAGUGAGAUUAACUAGUAGUAAAAGUAAAGAAUAGUGUAACAACAGACAUUCGGUGGAAAGAACUAGGAAGCCGUUACUGGAGAAAGCGACAAGGAAGAGGAAGAAUGGAAUUGACGAGUAUAAAAAACGGCGAGUGGGAGGAGGAAUGAUGAUUACAUAUGCCCAAACCGCAAGGCAACGCGGAGACAAAUAGAAUCGCCUUUCGUUAAGCCUUGUACAUGACGCUGAUUCUGCCUUCUCCGAUCUCCAUCCUUCUCCAAAUUUAAAUAUUCAUAUUCCUGUUUCUUUUUGUUCAAAAUCCUCGGUUGGAGCCAAACCAAGCCAAAAAGAAAAAAAACAAAACCGAGGUGAUUUGAAUUUGAAUCUCACUGUUACUGUGUACCCAUCUAUUUUACUUCUUUUUAAUCAAUUUUUUUCUUGAUUAUGUUUGUAUUAGAUCUAAGAGUAAUUCGAUAUAUGUGCUCGAGCUGAAUCGCCCACCGAGAUCUCCUUUCUCUUUCUCUAUAUCUGGGUUCCUGUUCUAAUCUACCUAUAUAUUGCAUGUAUGUUUGUUUUUUUGGUGCUUUAUCUUUCUUUGGAUAAUGAAAAGAUCAACUCGGUUAAGGGAAGUAAUUGGGUUUUCUCUACAACCAAUCGAGUCUGAAAGGAAUGCAAUCUCAUUGGUUGUGGCCUGUGCUUGAAUUUAGUCGAGAAAACUGGUUAGGUGUUGUCUCUUUCAGUUUUCACCGUCGGUUCGGGUGAGAUAGUAUUUCUUCUGAACCAAGCGUAUUUUGCCUCACUACAAAGAUGGAAUACUAAUCGAACAAUUCCCUUUGUAAUUACUAAGCAUCUAUAUAUAUAUAUAUAUAUAUAUGAGGGUCUAUUGUGUUACAUAGAGUCCUGAUUUGGGAGCUAUUUAUUAUGGUAUCCAUGGAAGAAUGCCCAUUGUCGCUUCAAAACGUGGAAGCGAUGCUGCCCUAAGCAUUAAAAUGGAUAUAUUUGCGUGUAUUUGAAAAUCGUAUAAAGUUAUUUAGUUGAAUCUACAAGCUAAAUGCUAUUUUGUUUAAUUCAAAGGGGAUCUCCUGUUUUCUUUAAUUGUUCAACUGUCAGCAUUGGACCGGAUUGAUGAGCGAUGCAGAGGUCACGUAGAGCUAUUCUUCAAAGAAGAGCUUUGGAGAAGGCUAUAAGUGGAAGAACUAGAUUGUACAAGGUUUCUCUUUCUUUGGUGUUUGUUUUGUGGGGGCUUGUCUUCCUUUUUAGCUUAUGGAUCAGUCACGGCCAUGGUUAUAGAGAUGAACCUGCUGUAAUUCUGGCUGGCACAUCAACUUGGGAUGAAGCCAAGGUGGGAUGUAAUGACUCAGAUACUACAGAUAAUCAUCCACCAACGGAGGCUUUGUGUACAAAUGCUGCUGAAACCAGAGGGUAUGGUAGUAAAUCAGUUGCUGAUGAUGACAGCACAAAUUAUGUCUCAGUUGAAGUGAGUAGAAAUGAUGUCUCAACUGUUGGAGAGCAACCUGCAGUGGAGAACUCCCUUUCUGCUCUGAAAUCGGAAAAUGAUGCUCCAAAGAAUGAUCGUCUCUCUCACACUGUACCACUUGGUCUUGAUGAAUUCAAAAGCAGAGCCUUUAGUACUGUAAGUAAAUCUGGAUCUGGUCAGGGUGGAAGCGUAAUACACAGAGUUGAGCCUGGUGGUGCUGAGUACAAUUAUGCUUCAGCAUCAAAGGGGGCAAAGAUUUUGGCAUUUAACAAGGAAGCCAAGGGUGCCUCUAAUAUCUUAGGUAGAGAUAAGGACAAGUAUCUUCGGAAUCCCUGUUCUGUGGAUGAGAAAUUUGCCAUUAUAGAGCUUUCAGAAGAAAUCUUAGUAGAUACAAUUGAAAUAGCUAAUUUUGAGCACCACUCUUCUAAUUUGAAGGACUUUGAGUUGCUUGGCAGUUUGGUUUAUCCAACAGAUGAAUGGGUCAAACUUGGGAAUUUCACUGCUUCAAACGUUAAGCAUGCACAGAGGUUUGUCCUUCAGGAGCCAAAAUGGGUAAGAUACCUGAAGUUGAAUCUUUUGAGCCAUUAUGGUUCAGAAUUCUAUUGUACAUUGAGUUUUGUUGAAGUUUAUGGUGUGGAUGCUGUUGAAAGAAUGCUGGAAGAUUUGAUAUCUGCUCAAGAUAAAAAAUUGUAUGUGACCGAGGAAGGAACUGGUGACAAAAAGGAACUACCCUACCAGCCAGAGCCCACAGAGAGUGUUGACCUUGAUCAAGAUAUCACAGAAACUGAAAUUACUUCUGCACAUGAAACUGUAAAAACGAAUGUGCCUGAUCCAGUAGAAGAGAUGCGUCACCAACAAGUUGGCAGGAUGCCGGGGGAUACGGUUCUCAAGAUAUUGAUGCAGAAAGUGCAUUCACUGGAUUUAAAUUUAUCAGUUUUGGAGCAGUUUUUGGAGGAAUUGGUUUCCAGAUAUGGCAAUAUUUUCAAAGAUAUCAAGGAAGAUGUAGGAGAGAAAGAUGUAAUUUUAGAAAGGAUCAGGGAGGACAUACGGAAUCUUCUUGAAAAUCAGGAAGUCAUUGCUAAAGAUGUUGGUGAUUUUAUUUCUUGGAGGUCCCUUGUUUCAUUGCAGUUGGAUAAUUUACUCAGGGACAAUGCUGUUCUCAGAUCUCAGGUUGAUAAGGUCGAGGAGAAUCAGUUUUCAAUGGAGAAUAAGGGUAUUGUGAUAUUUGUUGUAUGUUUAAUUUUUUCAGUUCUAGCUCUUGUGAGACUAUUUCUAGAUCUGGCGGUAAGUGUUUAUAUGGCAUUGAGUGUUCAUAGAACAAAUGAGUCCGGGAAAUUUUGUUGGAUGACCUCGCCCUGGCUGUUCUUGCUAUUGAGCUGUAGCACUAUUAUCUUCAUACUAUCAAUAUAAAACACAUCUUUGAGUUA
This is a messenger RNA of Juglans microcarpa x Juglans regia, 3121 nucleotides long. Its product is annotated as SUN domain-containing protein 4. NCBI's taxonomy places the organism in Eukaryota, Viridiplantae, Streptophyta, Magnoliopsida, Fagales, Juglandaceae. Gene Ontology annotation, biological process: protein folding in endoplasmic reticulum. Gene Ontology annotation, cellular component: membrane; cytoplasm. Bases 1350 to 3104 code for a protein of 584 amino acids. The transcript is spliced from 6 exons. The record is from RefSeq and is a predicted model, not a curated record.